GCAGCCGGGCAUUCUAGAAUUGGGUUUCCAUUAUUUUUAAUUAGUUCUUGAGAGCUAAAUUCUAGAAUUGCGGACAAAUAUGGAGAGGACGGGAUUGUCGGAAGAUGAAAUCGGGAGACUGCAGUCGGAUACUUGGGAAAGCUGCGGCGGCGAAGAUGAUCGGAAGCAGAGAGUUUGCGCCGUGUGUUUGUCGGAAUAUGCCAGAGGUCAAGAGAUUACCACUUUGCUUCCCAUUUGCUCACAUGAUUUCCAUAAAUAUUGUAUUGCGGCGUGGCUGAGGAGGAACGCCACCUGCCCUUUAUGCCGCCGUCGGGCCGCCGCCCCGCAGCGGCCGCCGCCUGCUUCUGACGUCAUGUCUUUGAUGCCGCACAAUGUAUUUCGUAGUCUGCGGGUUAAUUAGGCAGCCCCCGUCGUUUGGGUCUACUACCACAGCAGCCCAAAUUCGGACAAAUUGAAGCAAUUAACUAAUUAAGUUCUUUUCAUUUUAAACUAGUUUGUUCUGUUCUGUCUGAAUUGAUCUGGUCUGGUAAAUGUCUAAUCUUUGUAUAUUUAUAACUAUGUAAGUCUGGUAUCAUCUGAUCUGGUCUGGACUGUUUAAGUCUGAUCUGAUUUGAUCUGAUGUAAUUUAAGUCUUAUCUGAUCUCGUCUGUAUUUAAGUCUAAUUAUGUGUGGUCAUUACUCGUUGGAUAGGUGUAAUGUCUUAAGAGAAAGAUUGUUAUUAAUUAUUUCAUCAUAUGUCUCCAAUGUGAUCAGUUGGUGACUUGGUUCCAC
Messenger RNA from Cuscuta epithymum, 771 nucleotides. The record is from the annotation of a GenBank genome assembly. NCBI's taxonomy places the organism in Eukaryota, Viridiplantae, Streptophyta, Magnoliopsida, Solanales, Convolvulaceae.